UAGAAAAAUUUUAAAUCAAAAAGGGGUUCGCACCCGUGGUAUCCAUAACAUUACUUUGGAAUUGACAAUUGAGUAAUUUAGUCAAUUAUGCCAAAUCUGGUUACACUGGUCAGAAUUUCCCUAUUAUAACGUGCAACAGCACUACAUAUCGCUUUUCUCUCUAAUAUAAAUUCUUAUUUAGCGGAGAAUUGGUUUAAAAACUACUAAUUUAACUAAUAUUUGAAAACAGGAUCCAUUAAUGUUAGCCAACGGAUCCUAGAAGAAAAGGAUUAAGAACCAUUAGUCUAUUCUAUAUCUCGACAGUCUCGACUAUGGAAUAGUUACCCCUUCGGUAAUCAAUCGUUUUACACAUUUGUAAUUGAUAAAUAAACUUGGACUGAACGAUAUUUCUAUCGAAUAUACAUAAAUAUUACAGAAGUUCAAUAAAAAUAAAAAGUAAUUAGGGCUAAUGAGUAAUAUUAAUCAUGGUUUUAUUGCUGUGCAUGUGGGAGCAGGAAGACAUUCGGAAGCUCUUAAGGAAAAGUACCAAAAAUUAUGUCGUCAAGCAUGCAAGGCAGGAAUGCAGAAUUUAAAAACUGGUGGUAGUACGUUAGAUGCGGUAGUAGAAGCAGUGAUUAUAUUAGAAAAUUCUCCACUAACAAAUGCUGGAUUUGGUUCUAAUCUUACUUUAGAAGGAACAGUAGAAUGCGAUGCCAGUGUUAUGGAUGGUACUACCUUACAAUUUGGAGCAGUCGGUGCAGUUAGUGGAAUAAAAAAUCCUGUUAUAGUAGCAAAACGUCUUUGUGAACAGCAAUCUAUUAAAAUUGCAUGUGGUAGAAUUCCACCAAGUUUUUUAGUUGGAAAUGGAGCACAUGUAUGGGCCCAAGAAAUGGGAAUACAAACUUUACCUCCGGAACAAUUAAUUUCAAUGAAAGCCCAGAAGAUAUACAAGCACUACAAAAGAAAAAUAGAAGACUCUAGUAUAGAAAUUGAUAAUUGUUCUAAAAAACGAAUGGACACGGUUGGUGCAAUAUGCGUUGAUAAACAAGGAAAUAUUGCUGCAGCUUGUUCAAGCGGUGGUAUAAUUUUAAAGUAUCCAGGAAGAGUAGGACAAGCUGGAGUAUGGGGAUGUGGUACUUGGGCGUAUAAAGACAAGUAUUCGAUAGGAACAAGUACUUCCGGUUGCGGAGAACAUCUGAUUCGUACUUCGUUAGCACGCACAAUCGCAGAAGCUAUUUCGGAUGACUCUUGUCCCACUACCAGCGUACACAAUGCUAUGAAAGUUGAUUUUAUCGGUGAAAAUCUAUUCAAAAUUUUUGUACGGACUCGAUCAAAAGCUUGGAGGCGUUAUUGCUAUUCGGUACGCAGCCCAGGAAGGACUAGGAGAUUUUCUUUGGAGUCAUUCGACCAAUUCAAUGAUAAUAGGCUACAUGAAUUCUAGCGAAGAAACGCCAGUGAGUCACAUGUCGAUUUUACCGUCUCACGAAGUUGGUAAAAAAGCAGUCGUCGAAGGGAUAUGUUUUAAAAUCUCGGCAAAUACUGACCCUUAGGAAUUUUUUUUUAUAAUAACAUUGACAAAUCGUAUUUUGUUAUUAGCAG
This is a messenger RNA of Colletes gigas, 1578 nucleotides long. It is a transcript of the gene Tasp1, whose product is annotated as threonine aspartase 1-like. The record is from RefSeq and is a predicted model, not a curated record. Gene Ontology annotation, molecular function: threonine-type endopeptidase activity. NCBI's taxonomy places the organism in Eukaryota, Metazoa, Arthropoda, Insecta, Hymenoptera, Colletidae. The coding region runs from base 449 to 1420 and encodes 323 amino acids. The transcript has 10 exons. Gene Ontology annotation, biological process: protein maturation.